This is a messenger RNA of Colias croceus (clouded yellow), 1533 nucleotides long. RefSeq lists its product as uncharacterized. The coding region runs from base 351 to 1514 and encodes 387 amino acids. Gene Ontology annotation, biological process: cell-matrix adhesion. Lineage: Eukaryota; Metazoa; Arthropoda; Insecta; Lepidoptera; Pieridae. The record is from RefSeq and is a predicted model, not a curated record. The transcript has 9 exons. Gene Ontology annotation, cellular component: basement membrane.
AUUAGUGACUCUAAUCAACUAAAAUUGUUUCAAAUUAGUCCUGUACGCAUUGCGCAAUUAAAAUUUAAAAUCUCUUUGGUAGUUCGAACUAUUUAUACUUCGAAUUAGUGUCAGUGACAUGUCAAAUUUUGGCGGCAUAUUUGCGUUCGGAAAAUCGUUUCACAAAUUCCAUGCAAUAACUUGAUUGGAUGAUAAAUGAUUUUAAAACAAACGUUUGUAAAUAGAACCGCUGGCUUUUGAUUGGUCACAUGACGAAUGAGCUGGGCGUCUAUGUCAAGAAAUGAGAUAAACAUGUGAUUCAAGAUGGCUGAACAUUUUCAGAUAGAGUAUCGUAGAAACUGCGUCCUGAAAUGACGCAUCUACUAGACGCCAAAAACCGGUGUGCGUCCACCGCGCCCGACUGCCGGUACAAUAAUGCGACACAUUCCGGUCUCAAUCUACCCUCACCUAGUUUGUGUAACUGCUGUGAAUAUUGUUUACCGCUUUAUCAACAGAACCAAGACUGUAGUAUUGGCGGUCCUGGCGACGGUAUCACCAUUGGUAGAUGCGGGCAUGGGCUCAUGUGUGAUGAAGAGACGAGGAAGUGUGUUAGAAUGAAAACAAAAUGCCACGACUUACAAGACGAUUACGAUGAAAGAUUUUCCCGCGGCGAAGUGGGUGCGUUUGAAAAACGGCCUUAUUGCGACGAGAAAGGGAAGUUCGCGGCGUUCCACUGCGUGCCCACGCAAUCGUGUUUUUGUCAGUCUGAAGAUGGUGAACGUUUGUUUGGCGAAGUUUUGUAUACCGGUCCUUUACAGAAUAUGCCUUGCGGUUGUUCCCGUUUCCAUGAAAAAAUAAAGAAGAUAAUUGACAGGAAAGUACAAUUUCCUGUAGCUGGACCCAAAUGUACAUCGGAUGGGAAUUUCAACCCUGUGCAAUGUGUGGGUAGAUCAUGUUUUUGCGUGAACAGAAUAACUGGAGAAAGAGUGGGAAGCAAUAGCAUAGAUUUAGAUGAACAAAAGAUAUCAGACUUAAGCUGUUAUAACGAGGAUCUGGAUUUGUUCCCUGAACUAUUUGAGGGUGAACCACCAUACAAUUACACGACUCCAUGCUUCAUGAAUAUUGAGAACAAAAAGAAAAUAAUCAAAGAAAGCGAAGAAGCUGGAUUUAUUAUGGAUUACUUUAACACGUUUGAUGACAUGGAGUGUCUGCCUGAUGGUACUUCUAGUCGUGUUGGUCGGACGGCAAAUGGCAGUAAAAUAUGCAUGAACGAACGAUCAGUUAGAAUUGGAGAUUACGAAGCGCACCCCGAUACUCCGGAAUAUAAGUCUAUGGAUUGCAAGUGUGCAUUAACGUCAUUAUUGAUGAGCUCACAAGCGUCACGGCCGGUGUGUUGUAAAAACGGCAACUUCAGACCGAUUCAAUGCUAUCGCGGUGUGUGUCGUUGUGUGGACUCUGAUGGUCGACAAGUGGGGAAAGAACAGCAGAAUGUGCGGAGUUUGCCAUGUUUCACACAAGACUGGCAACAUUGUUGAAUAAAUUUUAUAAAGUUUA